AUGGAGACUAAUGCACAAGAUGGGAAGAAAACAAGCCAGAUGAAACAGAUCGCUUGUGUGAAGAAAUGCAUAGCCACGAAGAAUGGCACUAGAAAUCCCUUCUCCUACGUUCGACUCCUCUUUUCUCUGGACUACACACCCACGGACGUGUUUCUCAUCAUCACGGGCCUCUUCUUCUCCAUCGCCUCCGGUCUUCCCUUCCCACUACUCGGUAUCGUCUUCGGUGAUCUGAUCAACGACCUCAACACAACCAGUUGUUCCUCGGCACCCAGCCAGACAACCGAUGUCUCAGGCGCCGUACGUCAGAAGGUGCUAUACGUGAUAUACAUCACAAUCGCCAAUUUCUGCUUUCUAUACAUCCACUGCAGCUGCUGGAGCUACGUCAGCGAACGCAUUGCCCGCCGCUACCGCCGCCGAUAUUUCGAGAGUAUCAUCAGACAAGAGACGGGGUAUGUUGAGAGCCUUCCCACAGGCGAUGUGAUCUCCCGGCUAGUGAGUGAUAUCGAGGUGAUACAGUCCGGUACUUCGGAAAAAGUGGGCAUCGUCAUUUCCACUGUCUCAUACUUCGUCACUUCAUAUAUUGUGGCAUUCAUCAAGGUCCCUCAGAUUGCGGGAAUGUUGGUUUCUGUGGUACCGUGCUACUUUAUCAUGUCAUAUGGUGGAGGCUAUUAUAUCAAGAAAUAUGCAGGACGAAUAACGGAACAUGUCAAUGCCGCUACUUCGAUCGCGUCGUCAAGUUUAUCACAUCUAACUCUCGUGCACGCCUUCAAUUCACACGAGCGUCUCGAGAGAUUGUUUGCAGCACACCUAUCUGGGUACCGCCUCGACGCUUUGAAAAAGGCCUUAGCCCACGCUAUGCAGCUUGGGCUACUGUAUUUCAUUGCCUAUAGCUCUAACGCGUUAGCUUUCUGGGAGGGAUCUCGUCUAAUUGCCGACUCGGUGGAAUCAAAUGGCUCAGGCGUGUCCGUCGGCGCAGUAUACACUGUCAUUUUUGUGUUGAUCGAUGCAUCGUUUAUUCUCAGUCAAGUUGCCCCAUAUGUGCACGUCUUUGCGUCUGCAGCAGGCGCAUCUGAAAGACUGAUGGUGGUUAUCAACCGGGAAUCCCAGAUCGACGGGACUUCAGAGUCGGGGGACAAAUCUGCUCCAUUCGAGUCUAGAGAUAUCACCUUAAACGACGUGCAUUUCACUUAUCCGUCUCGACCUGAUGCGCCAGUGUUACAGGGUGUGACAUUUUCCAUUCCACCCCGGAAACAUACUGCCAUUGUGGGACCAUCUGGAGGCGGGAAAUCUACUAUUGUCGCCCUUCUGGAAAGAUUCUAUGAUCCGGUGUCGGGGAAGAUAUGUGUAGGAGAACAGAACUUCUGUGAUGUGAAUGUACGGCAUUUGCGGGGAAAUAUUGGAUUCGUGCAGCAAGAGCCUUCCUUGUUGGAUCGGUCAAUUUUGGAGAAUAUCGCAUACGGACUAGUGACUUCGGCCAGCGAAAAGCAUCAGCAUUUAAGAGAAUUCAUUUCGGGUCCCUCUUUGACCAAUCUGGUCGCGAAAAUGCGCAGUGGAAUGACUGAAAAGGCUGCUCUUGUGGAAUUUGAUCCUAGGAUUGCUGAGAUCGUGGCCUUGGUCCGAGAGGCUGCUGCCAGCUCAAAUGCUCUAUACUUCAUUGAUGCCCUGCCAUUUGGAUUUGCGACGGGGGUGGGAUCAUCUGGUGGCCAGCUGAGUGGUGGACAGAAGCAGCGAAUAGCACUUGCGAGGGCGUUGGUGCGUGACCCGGCAGUUCUGAUUCUCGAUGAAGCGACAGCAGCUCUAGACUCGACCAGUGAGAGGUUGAUUCAGGAUGCGUUAGCUAGAGUAGCGGAACGCGUGACAAUAAUCUCUAUUGCGCACCGUUUGGCCACUGCUAAGGAUGCCCACAAGAUUGUAGUCAUCCAGAAGGGCCGGGUCGUGGAGGAAGGUUCUCAUGUAGAGCUAGUUGCGGCAGGGGGCUCGUAUGCUGAGAUGGUGCGGCUCCAGAACCUUGGGAAGCUGAGUCCUACAGCCAGCUCCAACCAUGACCCUAUUCAUGAGGUUCGAGAGACGAGCCAGACAUUCACCGAUACGAAAGAAGCAUUCCUUGAGGUGAGCAGUGCUGAUAUUACAGACGAGAUGUUACCUGCAUAUACAACCACUGCCAUAAAGGAGACGGAAAAGGAGCAGAGGAAACGGAAGAAGAAAGAGAAAAAGAAGCGCAAGCCAUCAGGAUGGUUCACUGCCAAAUUCACUUUCUCUAUCAUUCGUCCUGAUCUGCUCUACGUCCUUCUUGGCCUGGCGUUCGCAGUGGUCAUUGGCGGCAGCUAUACUGCAGAAGCAGUAAUCUUCGGUCAUACUGUUAGCGCUCUUAGUCCCUGCACUGGAGCUGAAAGUAUCCGCUAUAGCGGCCACCUCUACGGACUUCUCUUCUUCAUCAUUGCAAUCAUCGAGUUCUCAGCCAAUGUAAUUGCGGGCUGUGCAUUUGGCUGGGCUGCGGACAAGAUUCUAUACCGAAUGCGAAUCCUUUCUUUGCGAUUUCUACUGGGUCAGACCCUUCAGUGGCAUGGAAUGGAAGAUCGUACACCAGGAACCCUCAUCACCUACAUCACCGGUGAUGCAGCAGCACUAGGUAGCAUUACUGGCACUACAAUAGGCUUGCUCUUAGCCACAGCAGUGAACCUGAUAGCCGGCCUCGUGGUCUCAUUUGUCAUUGCUUGGAAGAUCACAAUUGUGCUUCUUCCAACAAUUCCUGUUCUUUUGAUAGCAGGUAUUAUGAAACUUCGAACCCAGGCCAAUUUUGCAGAACGACACCAGAAGGCAUUUGCACAAGCCACUGCUAUCACAAUAGAGGCUGUUGACAAUAUCCGAGCCAUCUCAGCAUUCUCCCUUGAGAAGCAAUCCUACUCUGUUUACGAGCGCGCACUUAAAGCUCCAUAUCAAGAAACGUUACAGUCCAUCGCCUUUGGCAAUAUAUUCCUUGCGCUCUCUUUCAGCAUCAGUGCACUCGUCUAUGCAUUGGCAUACUGGUGGGGUACUAAGCAGAUAGUUGCUGGUCUGUACUCCCAGACGCAGUUCUUCAUCGUGAUGCCUGCAAUUCUGUUCAGCACACAGUCCUGCGGACAGAUGUUCGCUCUUGCACCGGACAUUUCAAAAGCCGGCCUGGCUGCCUCGAACAUCACAGAGCUACUCACUACCAACUCAUCUGACGAGGAAUUGAGCUCCGAAAUCCCAGGAAAGAUUACCAGCUCCGGCUUGCAUCUCCUCGGGGAAAAGAUCACUGACCCCGAAGCAUUUCACCGCGAACAACAAAGUGCGGACUCAACUGGUCCACUCCCAGCCAUGAAAGGCAUCGGAGCUGAACUGCAGAACGUUCAUUUCGAAUACCCCUCAAGACCAGGAGAGCCUGUGCUCCGCGGAAUCAAUCUGAAGAUCAAACCUGGUCAAUUUUGUGCUUUAGUCGGACCAAGCGGGUCUGGAAAAUCAACCACCUUCGCCAUGCUGGAAAGAUUCUACCGACCCGAAUCUGGCGCCGUAAUAAUUGACGGAGUCAACAUUACCCGGCAACUAGGCACAGGAUUUCGCGACGAUAUUGCCCUCGUUCCACAAGAAAAUGUUCUUUUCGAAGGCACAGUCGCAUUCAACAUCGGCCUCGGCGCUCGACCAAAUCACGAACCAACACAAGCAGAAAUCGAGGAAGCAUGUCGCAUGGCCAACGUCCACGAGGUGAUCAUGGCACUACCACAAGGAUAUCAGACGCCGUGUACCCGGGAUGGCAGGCAGUUUUCCGGUGGGCAACGGCAGCGAGUAUCGAUUGCGCGUGCGUUGGUGCGUCGGCCGCGUUUAUUGUUGCUGGACGAGUCCACUAGUGCGCUGGACGUGGAGUCUGAAAAGCGAAUUCAGGAUGCACUUGCGACUCUUGCUGGUCAGACAACUAUUGUGGCGAUUGCGCAUCGACUUAAUACUAUCCAUCGGGCGGAUUGUAUUUAUCUUAUUGAAGAGGGGCGUUGUACGGAACAAGGAACUCAUGAGGAGUUGAUUGAGCGGAGUGAGAUGUACCGAACUAGCGUUAUUCAUCAGUCUUUGGAGACUUAG
Molecule: messenger RNA, 4092 nt
Organism: Penicillium pulvis
Lineage: Eukaryota; Fungi; Ascomycota; Eurotiomycetes; Eurotiales; Aspergillaceae
Product: ABC transporter ATP-binding protein
Exons: 2
Coding region: 1-4092 (1363 amino acids)
Biological process (GO): transmembrane transport
Cellular component (GO): membrane
Molecular function (GO): ABC-type transporter activity; ATP hydrolysis activity; ATP binding
Source: RefSeq, a predicted model, not a curated record